AAAUCGAAAGCGCGCGAGCCGCGCACGUUAAUUUCUGGCCGGAAUGUUGACGAGAUCGUCAUUCUUAGGAGUCUGGAAGCACAACCGGUGGAAAAGAAACUACUGCACGGUCUGUGCCGGACCGUCCAAAUCCGCUAUCAUUCUGACCAACAGUAUUAUCACGAAGCGAGCCAAAAGCGGCCAACUCGAAGAAGCACGGCAGCUGUUCGACGGAAUGCGUGAGCGGUCCGUCGUCUCCUGGAACGCCAUGAUUUCUGGCUACGCCGAAUGGGGAAAGUACAGCGAAGUUUUCAGCUUGGUGUGGUCAAUGCACCGCAGCAACACGAAGCUUAACGAGUCCACUUUCUCUUCAGUUCUCAGCGUUUGCGCUCAUUCGGGGUCGUCCAGCGAGGGAAAGCAAGUUCACGGACUGGUUUUGAAGUCCGGGUGCGAAAGUUUUAAGCUUGUUGGGAGCGCUUUGCUGUAUUUCUACUCGAGUUCUUGCGAAAUUGAAGAGGCAAGGAGGGUGUUCGACGAAUUGCAUGAGAGAAAUGAGCUGCUUUGGAGCUUGAUGCUCGUUGGUUAUGUACAGUGUAAUCUACUGAAUGAUGCUUCAAGAUUUUUCAACAAGAUGCCAAGCCAUGAUGUUAUUGCUUGGACUACAUUGAUUUCGGGAUACUCUAAAACCGAAAAGGGUGCUCAAAAGGCUUUGGAGUUAUUCAUAUUGAUGAGAAAGAGUGGAGAUAUCACACCAAAUGAAUUCACUUUGGAUUGUGUCAUUAGGGCUUGUGGUCGACAGGGCGUUUUGCGAGUGGGAAAGGCUCUUCAUGGGCUGGUAGUCAGAGGUGGUUUCGAACUGGACAGUUCGAUUUGUGGAGCACUUAUUGAUUUUUACUGCAAUUGUUUGGUCAUGGAUGAUGCUAAAAGAGAAUACAGCCAGCUGGUAAAUCCUUGCUUGAAUGAUUCGAACGUGUUGAUUGCAGGUCUUGUCAUGGCUGGCAAGAUUGAAGAAGCUGAAUUGAUUUUUAAUGGGUUGAUUAAUAGAAAUGCAGUGUCCUACAAUCUGAUGAUAAAAGGGUAUGCUUUGUGUGGUCGAGUUGAGGAGUCAAACCGGGUGUUCUCUGAAAUGCCAGAAAGAACUUUAACUUCCACAAAUACUAUGAUAUCAGUGUAUUCCAGGAAUCGCGAGACUGAAAAGGCUCUGGAGCUUUUCGAAGAAACUAAAGGAAAACGAAAUUCAGUUACUUGGAAUUCAAUGAUUUCAGGCUACAUUCAUAAUGAUCAACAUGAAAAUGCACUAAAACUGUAUCUGGAAAUGCGUCGGGUACCAAUAAGCCAGACCAGAUCGACCUUUUCUGCCCUGUUUCAUGCAUGUUCCUGUCUCGGGUCUCUACAGCAAGGGCAACUUAUUCAUGCCCAUCUGAUUAAAACUCCGUUUGAAACCAAUGUUUAUGUCGGGACAGCCCUUGUGGAUAUGUAUUCCAAAUGUGGAACCAUAGCCGAUGCUCAAGCAUCAUUUGCUGGCAUUUCUUGUCCCAACGUAGCAGCUUGGACAGCUCUGAUCAAUGCAUAUGCACACCACGGGCUUGGCUUUAAGGCGAUCUCGCUCUUUGAGCAUAUGUUGGAGCAAGGGGUACACCCAAACGCAGCAACCUUGGUAGCGGUACUGUCUGCCUGUACACAUACAGGUAUGGUCAGUGAGGGCAUGAGGAUUUUCCAUGAAAUGGAAGCUCGUUUUGGUAUAACCCCCACUCUGGAACACUUUACAUGCAUAGUGGAUCUCCUUGGUAGAACAGGCCAUCUCCGGGAAGCUGAGGAGCUAGUGAAUGAAAUGCCUGUUGAGCCCGACAAGGUACUACUCAUAGCUCUUCUCAACGCUUGCUGGUUCUGGGCAGACAUGGAAGUUGGCGAGAGGGUUGCAGAGAAAAUGUUCUCUUUCGACCCCAACCCCGUGUCGGGCUGCAUUAUCAUGUCGAACAUGUAUGCUGGAUCGGGAAGGUGGAGGGAGAAGAUGCAGGCGAGGAAGGCGUUGAAAGGAUUGGAAGCGAAGAAGCCUCCUGGUUGUAGCUGGAUAGAGUAGAGCAGAAGCUGCAGCAUGCCCAGUGGGCACCCCACAAGGUUCGGAGACUGACACCACAGUUAUCCGACCAAGAUUCAUUAACUACGUUGUACAAAUCGAAACUAAUAAACUAAAUAUAGGAGUAAUUUACGAACCGCAAGAACAAGAUCGUGGCUCAGAAGCCCAUAAGCCAUCCAAAGUGAGCUGGUCACGAACGAAAAGAAAGACAAGUAGAAUGGCAUAUAUUCCACGCUCUUUGUCUUUAUCACUCGCUUCUGCAUGCCACGUGUACAAUAAUGUUAGUACGUAUUUAUGCAUGCCACGUGUACAGUAAUGGUUAGUGUUUAUUACUUUUAUUUCCCAAAAAACCUACUUUAUUGGGUGAA
Molecule: messenger RNA, 2424 nt
Organism: Ipomoea triloba (trilobed morning glory)
Lineage: Eukaryota; Viridiplantae; Streptophyta; Magnoliopsida; Solanales; Convolvulaceae
Product: pentatricopeptide repeat-containing protein At2g13600-like
Exons: 2
Coding region: 44-2059 (671 amino acids)
Biological process (GO): RNA modification
Molecular function (GO): RNA binding; protein binding
Source: RefSeq, a predicted model, not a curated record